This is a messenger RNA of Drosophila willistoni, 2887 nucleotides long. RefSeq lists its product as uncharacterized. The annotation marks the transcript as partial. The transcript has 3 exons. Lineage: Eukaryota; Metazoa; Arthropoda; Insecta; Diptera; Drosophilidae. The record is from RefSeq and is a predicted model, not a curated record. Gene Ontology annotation, molecular function: catalytic activity; zinc ion binding; nucleic acid binding.
GAAAACUACUGCAUCGGUGGACCACUUGGCCGAUGCAGCGGACAAUGCAACAAGCAGUAAUGGCUGUAAAAUGCCAGCGGGAGCAACUGCCUUUUCUCGAAGCAGCUUAAUGGCCAGAACGCCGCCAACAGCUACGCUUUCGGCUCCGACGGCUAUAAACUUGAAGUCUCUGCCAGCUUUUACACCAGCAGCAGUCGUCACAGUAGAGGAUACGCCAAAAAGAUGUCGUGAAUUAAGUCCACCUGCCGACCAAUCAGAAGCGGCACCAAAAGGCCAAGAAGCGACCAAGACAGGUCUAAAAGAACAGAUCACUGAACUCGGAGCACUUGUCGACCAAAUAGCUGCAAUGGUCGCUAUUUCUGCACCAAGCCAGCAUCCAACCGCAAAUUGUGGCAUGAAGGAUGAAUUGGCAAGAAUGAAGACGGUUUUGGAUGGUGUAAAAACCCAACUAGAAAGCAGACCUCGGGCCAAUAAGCCAAAACAGAAGACGCGGCCACUGACGUUUGCGGCUGUUGUGGCCAAAAGUGCUACACCAAAUGCUGCAGGUACAAGGCAAAAGGCAAAGGAUCGGGAAGCUGUCACACGACCCAGCGUGGUGUUAAGACAGUCAACCACCCAAAAUACAUCUGCUGCAGAAUCGGCUGAGGGUACCAUCCCCUUACAAAAAGUCGCCAACAAAUGGGAAACGGUCAAAAGACCUAAACGAAAGAGUAGAAGACGGCCUGAUGCUUUGAUGGUGCAAUGCAGUGACCCUGCAAACUAUGCAAAAGUACUGGAGGCAGUCCAGACUGACCCUGCCAUGCUCUCGCACAAGGAAGGAGUUUGCGGAGUGCGUCGAACAGCAGCAGGAGAACUUCUCCUGGAGAUGAAAAAGCAUGACGAUGGCGGUACGCUAGUACUACACAAGGCGUUGCAGCAAGCGCUUGGCGACGAAGGACGGGUCAAGCUUAUCACAAAGGCCGUCAAAUUAACGGAUGAAACUCUGCCAGAGGAAUCGUUUCCCAAGAUGCGGAAGGCAUAUAGGGGUACGCAAACUGCAACUAUGCUGCUGAAUACCAAUCAGGCAUCGAAAAUGAUUGCUGCCAGAACGGUUCGCAUUGGUCUUGCAGAAUGCAGAAUAAGAGCCAAGAUAGAGCCAAGGAGGUGCUACAAAUGUCUCGACUUUGGGCAUACAUCAGCUAGGUGCAGGUGCAAGAAGGAGCACGAGGCAGGCAGCCUAUGUUUCAACUGCGGAGAGAGCGGUCACGCAUCUAAAGACUGCAACAACGACGCAAAGUGCAUCUUAUGCACUAGGUACGGCGAAAAGAACGCGGCACAUAACACUCUGAGCAGAGGAUGCCCGUUGGCAGCACAGGAUUUGCUGAAGCAGACUGUUAUUGAUCUGGGCAUCGACAUAGCGCUGUUGUCGGAACCAUAUGGGGUAAAACAGGACGCGGCCUGGGCCCAAAACAACAUCAUGGGCGCAGCAAUAUGGAGUUGCGGACAUUCUCCAUUACAAUUAGAGUGUGUUGGCAGACACAGAGGCUACACCAGGGCGAAAUGCAACGGCAUAUCCAUUUUUAGCUGCUACAUAGCCCCAAGUGUGGAUAUAGACGACUUUGCAGCCAUUAUUGACUGUAUAGCCGCCGACGCCAGAAGAUCACCGCCAGUGAUCAUUGCCGGCGACUUUAACGCAUGGGCGAUGGAGUGGGGAAGCGUCAAAACCACGGCAAGAGGAAGAAUACUGCUGGACUCCUUCGCAUCUCUGAACGUGAGUCCACUGAAUAUCGGCAACACACAAACAUUCAGCAGAGCAGGACGUAAUUCAAUAAUCGAUGUUACUUUUGCAAGCACGAGCCUGGCCCGGAAUGCUACAUGGAUAGUUUCCGACGUAUAUACGCACAGUGAUCAUAGUGCAAUAAUAUUCGAGUGUGGUGGCCAAACAACGCGCUUGGUACGGUCUAAGUUCUCGUUAUGGUCACAAGAAACCCUAAGCGAGGAGGCUUUCUUGUUUAUGAAGAACAUCGCACAGAGCAGUGCAGGGGAUGCAAAAACCCAGGUAAAAAGGCUAUGUAUCAGCGAAGCCUGUGAUGCGUCAAUGAUCCGCAAGAGACAAGGUGGAAGCACACGCAAACCAGUGCAUUGGUGGAGCCGUGAAAUUGCAGAAGCGCGAAAAGAAUGCCUUAAAGCCAGACGCAAGCAGCAGCGGGCCAGAGGGAGUCCCUCGUUCCAAAGGCUACUGGACGCUUAUAAGACGCACCGUGCACUGUUAAACAGAGCCAUAAAGCAAAGCAAGAUCCCCCACAGAUGGUGUACUGCUCGCAAACAUCGUAAAACGCUAUUCCCAGAGCGGCCGAUAUUGCAGCAUCCAGUUGCAGGAGCCCAUCAAGAGACUAAUCCCGGGUAUAUUAUUAGUGAUGAUGAAAUCGUGCUGGCUGCCAAGCGGAUCAAAAGCAAAACAUCGCCUGGCCCUGAUGGAUUUCCUGCUGGUGUCAUCAAGCUCAUCGCAAUGAAUCAGCCCUCGAAACUGACCGAUGGAUUCAACUCCUGUCUGUGCCAAGGAGUCUUUCCAGCAAGAUGGAAAAGGCAGAGGCUGGUACUACUCCCAAAAGGAGGGAAAACGGACGAACCUUCAGCGUACAGGCCACUGUGCAUGAUAGAUGUGCUGGGUAAGGUGUUCAAAUCGAUUAUUCGCAACAGACUAGAAGCCCACAUCGACGGCCGGAAUGGACUUUCGGAGCAUCAGUUUGGCUUCCGAAAGAAGCGUAGUACGGUCAACGCGAUACAUACCGUCACCGAAAUAGCCAAAAAAGCCAUAGAGGGCCAGCGAUGGAAAGGAGGAGGCAAAGAUCACCACUCUGGAUGUCCGAAACGCAUUCAACUCAGCGAGCUGGAUGUGCAAAUUUGA